UUCUUUCUUCUUUAAGGAUCCAUGCGAAUAUAUGCUUCCUUUAUUCUUAGUUCAAUCGCGACGCGGACUUAUUUGUGGCUGCAGUUUCGAUCCACUAGAGAAAUUAAAACGAAACAGCGGCAGGAAGAUGUUUCUGCUUUCUCCAUUUGUUUAGCUUCAUAAUUGUCGGCACGGAGAUAUACUCCAAGCAGUAAGAGACAACAACGAAACAAACAUGGCUCAUCUUCCUCUCUGGCUCAACUUUUAACAAAAGAGGAGAGGAGAAGUGAGGCGCAAAUCGAUCGAGCUGAACACAAAGGCCAUCAGAUCCUGUGGAGGCGUGUCUUGUUUUUCUUCUGGUACGGUAAUAUAUAAAACGCUCACCGGUUCCUUCGAUAAUCGACAGAAAUGGAAAGGCUGUGAGCGGUCCUUUGGCUCUGGAUUUGGCAUGGAGAGCCAGAAGGUGGUGGUGGUGGUGGAGGAGGCCGACGUCGCUCGCGUCGCCCUCCAAUGGGCGGUCAACAACUUCAUUCGCGGCGGAGACUCGAUAACUCUGCUCUACGUUUGCCCCUCCACGCGAUCCAAGAAGAAGCAGAGGAGCUACAGGCUCAAGGGGUUCCAGUUGGCUCUCUCUUUCAAGGACCUCUGCAAUGGAAUUGCUGAGCCAAAGGUGGAGAUCAUAGUGACAGAGGGAGACAAAGGGGCGUUGGUGGUGUCGACUGUGGCCAAUAUUGGAGCUUCUACUCUUGUAGUAGGAUUACAUGACAAGAGCUUUCUGUACAAGAAUUCUAUGGAAAAUACUGGCACAAGAAACCUAAAUUGUCGGAUUCUUGCUAUCAGACAGAACUCGAAGUCACAGCAUGGCUUUCUGAACACAGAGCUGUCCCAAGUCGAAACUACAAGAUUAUGUGUGCCAGAGCCCAAAAACUCAUUUCUUGUAUUCCCCUUAUCCUUGAAAGUAUUGUUCAGAAAAUCUAAGAGGAGAAAGUUCUAAUCUAACUAUAUGUUGUAUUGUGUUCCUCUUCCUUUACAAUGACUUGUAAUGACACAGAAAAGCAGUAAAACAAGCGAGUGUGGAUUUUUAUUUAACAAUAGAGCAAAUAGAAAUUAGGCAAAUAUUGUCAAGUGUGCCCAAUGGCAGUUGGAUGAC
Molecule: messenger RNA, 1129 nt
Organism: Zingiber officinale
Lineage: Eukaryota; Viridiplantae; Streptophyta; Magnoliopsida; Zingiberales; Zingiberaceae
Exons: 4
Coding region: 428-973 (181 amino acids)
Source: RefSeq, a predicted model, not a curated record